Molecule: messenger RNA, 849 nt
Organism: Diaporthe batatas
Lineage: Eukaryota; Fungi; Ascomycota; Sordariomycetes; Diaporthales; Diaporthaceae
Exons: 3
Coding region: 1-849 (282 amino acids)
Source: RefSeq, a predicted model, not a curated record
AUGCAUCUCGCCAACCUCGCUCUCGCCGUCAUGGUCACGGCCUCCCUUGCAGCACCUGCGAAGCGUGACAUCUUGCCAACCGUCGUCUUCACACCUGGCGCAUGGCACGGGACCUGGGCCUUCGACACGGUUAGGUCUCAGCUCGAGGCUCUUGGCUACUCUACGGAGGCCGUCGCGCUGCCUUCAGUUGGCAACACUGAUGCCUCCGUUGGGCUCGCUGAGGAUGCUGCUGCUCUUGCGUCCGAGCUGGCUAUGCUCACAGACGCCGGCAAGGAUGUCGUGAUGGUGUGUCAUAGCUACGGCGGUAUAGUCGCAUCCUCUGCCGUCGAGGGAUUCGGAUAUAAAGAUCGUUCAAAAACAGGACUUGGUGAGAACGGGGUCAUCAUGUUAGUUUAUAUGACAGCUUUUGCAGCGCCAGCUCGGACCAGUCUUCUCGACGCUCUCGGCGGCCAGUACUUAUGGUGGAUGACCCCAGAUGCAAGUGGAGACUUCAUCACCGCCAGCAAUGCAACCCAGGUCUUUUAUGCGGAUGUGGCAAACGAGACCCUUAUCGCGGAAGCCGUUGCUGGACUCAAGCACGAGCCUGCCCGUAUCUUUUCUGACGACAACACUUAUGAGCCUUGGAACAAUGGUGUCGAGGUCGGAUUUUUCUUCACUGAGCAGGACCAAGCCCUACCACUCGCAACCCAACAGUCUAUAGCCUCUCAGUUCCCCAGUGGCUACGUCUCUUACACAAUGAACAGCUCUCAUUCCCCUUUCAUGAGCAUGCCGGAGAAGGUAACCGAGGGCAUUGUUCUCGCAGCUGCUAAGGGUCUAGCUAAGAAAGCUUCUAUACACACGACGACAUAG